Molecule: messenger RNA, 1248 nt
Organism: Clonostachys solani
Lineage: Eukaryota; Fungi; Ascomycota; Sordariomycetes; Hypocreales; Bionectriaceae
Source: the annotation of a GenBank genome assembly
CCAAGACUCAUUAUCGUUGCUUCAACAGACAAAGUUCUAACUAGCAGCGACCGGCACCCCAAAUCAUCGCCACGACGCAUUAGAGCAAUGAACUUGAACGAAAAGCUCCCUGGUGUUGGUUCUGGCUAUGGCGAGGUGCCCGACAUCAAGACCCUUCGAAAUAGCAUCCCAGCACACUGCUUCAAGCCUUCCACGUCAAGGUCUCUUGCCUAUCUAGUCCGCGACUUUAUAAUGGCUGGUGCUCUUCUCGUGGCCGCCACUCGUUUGAUACCAACCAUUCCCUUUCCUAUCAUCCGCGCAACGACUUGGGUACUGUACGGAUUCUCCCAAGGCCUGAUUGGAACAGGGCUAUGGAUCCUCGCCCAUGAGGCUGGACACGGUGCGUUCUCAAAAUAUUCCCGCCUCAACGACUUAGUGGGCUGGAUCACCCACUCGGUAUUGCUGGUGCCGUAUUUCUCGUGGAAAUUCUCGCACCACCGGCAUCACCUGUUCGCUGGCCAUUUAGAUAAAGACAUGGCCUUCGUACCCGAGAUUCGCAGCGGUGACUCCCACCAGGCACAUGUGUCGGUCAUAGACUGGGAUCUGCUCGAAGAUAUACCAAUCGUGCAGUUUGUCCGUCUCGUUGUCCACCAGUUAUUCGGGUGGCCACUAUAUCUAUUUUUCAACAUGUCCGCUGGGAAGGGUAGCCUGCAAAGGCCGACAAGUAAUGUAUUCCGUCAAAGCCAUUUUGACCCUUACAGUGCGGUGUUUCGCCAGAGCGAGGCCAUCUAUGUGAUCUUCUCUGACAUAGGGGUUGGGCUCAUGCUUGCGAUCCUCUAUUGGUCAUGGGCGAAAGUGGGUUUCCUCACUCUCAUCCUAGUAUACGGCCAGCCAUAUCUUUGGGUUCAUCACUGGUUGAUCGCCAUAACAUAUCUGCAUCACACGCACGUGGAUGUUCCCCAUUUCAGCGCCGACGGCUGGACGUUUGUCAAGGGGGCUUUGGCAACGGUCGACAGAGAUUUCGGGUUCAUUGGGCGCCACCUCUUUCAUGGAAUCAUCGAAUACCAUGUAGUCCACCACCUUUUCCCCCGCAUCCCAUUCUACCACUGCGAAGAAGCAACUGAGGCAAUAAGGCCCUUGCUGGGACAACUCUACCGGCGAGACAACUCCCCUUUCCUCCGGCAACUCUGGACAACGUUCAACUCAUGCAAGUUUGUGGAGGAUGACGCGGAGGAACCCGGAGUGGCAAAGUGGGCCACAGAGGGGUGA